This is a messenger RNA of Ectocarpus siliculosus, 1371 nucleotides long. NCBI's taxonomy places the organism in Eukaryota, Phaeophyceae, Ectocarpales, Ectocarpaceae. The record is from the annotation of a GenBank genome assembly.
UCCACAGCAGUGCACAUACGCUUCGGGAUCAUGGAAAUGGAUGACGACAUGUCCUCAAUGAACAUGAGCUUCUCCUUUACUUGUGAUGUUGGCGAGCUGGUCUUCGGUUGGUGGACGGUCAACACGUGUUGGGCAUUUUAUUUGAGUUGUAUUCCCGUGAUACUGCUAAGCGUCGCAAGGCAUUGGGCGUUCGCGAUCGCCACCUCUACCGCGACAUCGUCGAAGAGGGGCUCCGCUUCAAGAAAUACAGCCCUCCUCGAUGGGAACGGAUUCGAGAACUCAAGUGGACGGCCUCCGAUCAACCGAUGGACCCGCUUCGUCUGGACGAUGGUGUCCACAACGGGCGCCGCGCUCUCCCUUUUAUCAAUGUUGGUGGUGAUGACAUACAACAGCGGACUGUUCUUGGCGGUGCUCGUCGGAGAGGCGAUUGGUUUUGGGGUGUGGGGCAACCACUCCCUGCCGGAAGCGAUGCGGGGCUGCCAUUAACAUGAGGCGGCUCACCACCGGUCAUCAUUGUACACUGCUACAGCGGUCGGGCGGGGCCGACACGGCACUGGAGCUCUGAAGGGGGGCCAUUGUUAUCUUGUCACCAACAGUGUUGGGCUGUCAUCAUCACUGUGCCUCGUAGGUCGAGAGCCAGGCCUCAUGGGUUGCAGCCGGAAGAAUCUCGGGACGAUGGAUGUUGGGGUGAACAUUGAACCUAAAACCCUUCACGGCCAAAGAAAAGGCGAAGAAAACUUCUCCUUGCGUGUUGACGAGGAAUAUUCAGCGUUUUUCUAGGUCUUGGUAGUUCCGGGUGAAGUUUCGGUCGCCUCAUCGAGACGUGUGUAUAUGUGGGUCGUUUGUAGGACCCUCUGGGUCCUCGUUCCUUGUUUAAGUACCAUGGUACUUUCCAGCACUGCAGGCUGUCGCGUGUUUCCCUUGGUUGACCGGUCCAUAUCCGUAAGAGCGACGGUCCAAUCUAGCACAAUGCAUGAACCUACUUCCACGUGUUUUUUUUUGGUUUUGCAUUGUGUCAAGGUUAGAGAGUUCCCAAAGCCAGUCGCCAAGAGACGGAGCACUCACAGCCAGUUGAUAUUUAUCAGAGGGCUUGGUCAGGAUUUCGGACCGCGUGGAAAUUUGCUAGCAAGUACGGCAGGUUCUGGUUGUUUGCCAGAUUCAUCAUGUGGCGGUUGUUGCUACGCAACCGUAAGUGUAUUAUUUCCGAUUGUUGUUUUUUGUGUUUCCGUGUCAUUGUUGUUACUGUAUGUAGUCUUGUAUGCCUUAGUUGAGCUGAAUGAAGUGUGUAGGUCGUCGAAGUGUAUCGGCGUGACCCCAUGCACUGUUGAUCUGCUUUGUUUUCUUCUCGUCUCGAGGCCCCAGCACGCUGCG